CAUACACGAAGUAAUCUGUUCCAAUUUUUUCAGGGGGGAAGGGGUAAUAUUAACAAACCCAGCAGUUUGAAAAAAUGAGGCAACUAUAUUCAUGAUCACUUGUUGGCUGAAAGUGUUACACUGCUAGGCUUGACAGCCUAAAGGUCAUAAGACCGUCAAUCAUGUUAAUAAUGGCAAAGACAGAGCAGUUUAUUUAUUGUGUAAGAAAAGUUACAUAAAGGAUGACAACAGGAAUGUGGACAUGGCUUUGUUCCCUCUCCUGCAAGAUACUCAUUUAAUAUUAAUAAGCAUUUCAACAUUAAUCUUUUUUUAACUAGUUGACUUUAAUUAUCAGUCUAUUAUUUGUAAUGGUGUACACACUGUGUAGCAUAAGAAGUCAACUUGCCUAUCUGGAAACAAUGCUCAUUGAUUUUCAUAAUGAAGUUUCAGUCUUGCAGUCAGUGAAUUCAUUAAUAUGUACAUAAUUAGAUCAAACACUGAUUAUUGCAUCUCUCACUGUAUCAACUGCCACUUCACAAUAUACCUGUUAAAUGAUAUGUUACCAACCCAAAGCAGCCGGGUAUUAAAGAUUAGGUCUUAUCAUCUACAGUGCAUUUGCCUUGAACUUUGAACUUUAUCUCCACAACAGUGUAAUGAAGACUAAUUUGAAAAGCUCAGUAAGUUGGUGAUUACAAGCAGGUAUCCUUUGCUGUAUAAGGAUUCUCCACUGUGAUAGUCAACAUGGCUGGUAAACGGAUUGCUGUUGUUACUGGGGCCAAUAAAGGAAUUGGUUUUGGCAUCAUGAAGGAGUUAUGUGCAAAAUUCAACGGCCUUGUCUGCCUGACCUCCAGAGAUGAAAGUCGAGGAUUUGCUGCUAUCAAGAAUUUGAGUGAGUUGGGACUUCAAGCUCAAUACCAUCAGCUGGACAUUGAUAACAUUGGAAGUAUCAAGAAAUUUGCAGAUUAUAUGAAGACAAAAUAUGGAGGUUUUGAUGUCCUUGUUAAUAAUGCUGGUAUAUUAUAUAAGAGAGAUGCAACUGAACCAUUUGGGGAGCAAGCUGAAAACACCAUUCGUGUUAAUUUCACUGGAACAUUGAAUGUCUGCCAGGGAUUGUUUCCACUUCUUCGUCCUGGAGCUAGAGUUGUCAAUGUUUCAAGUGCAUCUGGACAUUUGCUAAAUAUAAAUGGAAGUGAACCAGCAGCGUCAGCUUUAAGGGAGAAAUUUGCAUCACCAAUACUUACAGAAGACGAGAUAGUUUCUCUAGUGAAUCAGUUUGUUAAAGAUGCAGAGGCAGGAGAUUGGAAUGCUAAAGGAUGGCCUAGCAGUGCCUACGCUGUUAGUAAAGUAGCUGUGUCAGCACUUACACGAGUACAGCAAAGGGCUUUUGAUGCAGACCCCCGGAAGGACAUUGUAGUUAAUAGCUGUCAUCCAGGAUAUGUUGAUACUGAUAUGACAGCUCACAAGGGUCCACUGACAAUUGAGCAAGGUGCUGUUAGUCCUUCAUACUUGGCCUUGUUGCCUCCUGACACUGAUCUUCGUGGUGUUUACAUAUGGCAUGACAAGCAAGUGGUAGACUGGGUGAAUGGCCCAACACCUUCUCUUUACUGAUCUUCAAAAAGUAAGGGAGAUCAGAUUCCCAUCCAGUUAAUGGAUUAUGAUUAUUGUAAUCCUUACAUGCUAUUUACUUAAGGAACUAAUGUUCUGUAAUGAGAAAGGUAUUAAAUUUUUUGCACUGAAGUCUUUUAGGGGACACAAAGCCAAUUAAAGACGUUUAUGAAAAGCCAUGUUAUGUAAGUACGUAGGUUAAAUGAUUAAAAUAUGACCUUAUCAUUGUAUUUGAAAACUAUUUUUUUAUGUAAGUUCUUACAACAGAUGAAUUUGGAUAGAAUCGGAUAGAUUGAAAAUGAGGAUUUAAAAAAAAAAUUUUAACAAAAUUCCCUUUAAGGACUGGUACCAGUAUUUAUACUACUUAGAUGAAAGUAUAUUUGCUUGAGAUAUAUUGUACAAUAUAAGUGUUGCUCUGCAUUUUCUGCCUUCAAGAAUUAGGUUGUGUGGAUUACGCAUCAAAUACCAAAGUUAGAAGGGUGUGACCAGUUCAAAGUCCAGAUAACAUUACUUCAUUGUGUUCUUUUCUGAAUCAGCAGCAGAAUCCAACGGUUAGUUUAAUCUUUUAAUGUCAGAUUUGUUAUUCCAUGGUGGUUGCCAGUCACUGUAGAUGGUGGAUUUUAGCGAAUAGUACUGUAUUUCCCAGCAGCAGCAUUUUUUUUUUUCUAAUGGCCUGUCCACACUAGUGGUUUAGAUUUUCUUUUGCUUCUGAACCAGCGUUACCUGGCAAUUGGAUCGUUCUGGCAACACACACUGACCGUCUGUAUAUUGUUUGUACGGUGUUUUUACGUUGCAUGGAACCGGUGAUUAUUCAACAACGGGACCAACGGCUUUACACGACUUCCGAUCCACGUCGAGAGUGAACUUCUAUCACCAGAAAUACACAUCUCUCACUCCUCAAUGGAAUGGCUGAGAAUCGAACCUGCGACCACCGAGGUGAGAAGCAAACACCAAACCAACCAUGCCACUGAGGCGCUCAUCCAUCUGUAUAGUGGAACGGGUUACAGGAACAGUGCUUGCCCAUCGGGCAGUUCCUCACUAGUUUGGACAGGGCGCAAGAAGUUUCUUUUGUGUCUAAAGGCCCAUCUACACGGGUAAGCUUUACUCGAUGACGUCAGAAGCACAGUUACAGCGGGAAAAGUGCUUACGUCACAUCGAACACAGUUCUGCUAGACUGUGGACAGAGGCCAAGUCACAUUUUUCCAGUCUAGCCUAAUCAAGAGGUCUUUGCUUUACAGUACUAAUCAGAAUGGCUGUAAAUGACCUCUGAAUGAAGCUUAAUUAGUUUAUUAUUACAAAAGUAAUAAAGUUAAAAUGCAACAUAUAUCUAUAGAUAUACAGGCAGUCCCCGUGUUACAACGGGGGUUCCGUUCUUAAGACGCGUCGUAACCCGAAAAUCGUCGUAAGCCGGAACGAUGUUCUUGAAAACAUGUCCACAGGGAAAAUUUCACUUUUUUGCAAUUUUUCUUAGGGCCGUAUCUCUAAAAUUAUCACUAAUUUACUUUUUUCAUGUGCAACACUGUGUAUUCACAAAUUACUGUAUACUAUUUACAUUAAAAUACAAGAGAGAGAGAGAGAGAAAUAAUUCCUUACGGUUUCAAUAGAUUGAAAUGAACGUCUGUAGGCAACUUUUUCCCCCUCCCAUAAAUAAAAGGGAUUUUGACGUA
Macrobrachium nipponense is the source of this 3251-nucleotide messenger RNA. RefSeq names its product carbonyl reductase [NADPH] 3-like. NCBI's taxonomy places the organism in Eukaryota, Metazoa, Arthropoda, Malacostraca, Decapoda, Palaemonidae. Bases 721 to 1587 code for a protein of 288 amino acids. The record is from RefSeq and is a predicted model, not a curated record. The transcript is spliced from 7 exons. Gene Ontology annotation, molecular function: carbonyl reductase (NADPH) activity.